Soboliphyme baturini is the source of this 240-nucleotide messenger RNA. The record is from the annotation of a GenBank genome assembly. NCBI's taxonomy places the organism in Eukaryota, Metazoa, Nematoda, Enoplea, Dioctophymatida, Soboliphymatidae.
AUGGCAAUAGAACGUCGCAGCCGGUGGUCGGUGUGCAAAAACAUAGCCCAAAAAGCGACCGAGCGCUUGUUUUUAUGGUAUGUUCCAGAAAUUGGUGACUUGUCACGUCUGUACGGUUCCAUCUGUUCGGCCGGCGCAUUUCCACCGAUCACCGAGCAGUGUUCGAGUCGUACUACGUUGUACGUCGGUUGUAGCAUACACAAGUGCUGUCAUUCGUGUGACGAGUGCGUCGCCAAGUGA